Molecule: messenger RNA, 1330 nt
Organism: Trichobilharzia szidati
Lineage: Eukaryota; Metazoa; Platyhelminthes; Trematoda; Strigeidida; Schistosomatidae
Source: the annotation of a GenBank genome assembly
AAGAAAUUGGACAUAUUGGACAUUGUCCACGACAAACUAUUGAUGAGAUGAACUUAUAGUAAACGCACAAAUCACAAAGAAAAUCAGCGUAGCAUCUAAAUGUAGUCAUUUAGUCCAUGUAUAAAUGAUAUUAUUGAGCAGUAUGAUCGAAAUGGGUGACCUUUAUAGGUCGCAAUUUUAUGGGUUUCUAUGACACGGGGCGUGAUUUCAAUUAUUGCUUAGAAUGGAGCUUAAGAAUCGAUGUGCGAAAGUUAUCCAAAAGACAUGGUUAUCUUAUCAUAAUAAGCUUGUAUUCAGGACUUUUAAGUUCGCUGUCAAAAUUUUGGUUAGUAAAUAUUUAUGUUUUGUAUCUUUCAGGAAAACUUACCAAAGAAGCAUGUUCUGAGGCUGCUGUUACCAGAUGAUUACCAAACACUAGUCAAAGAUGGCUUAUGUGAUACAGUUAUCCUAUUUAGUUAUCUGCUUCAAAAUUAAUGUGAAGCACACAUCAUGCUCGUUAAUCAAUAUAUCGCCUUUAGAUAACUUUGAUAAUGCUGAGAGUGUGACCAAAUGUCUAGUAAAAUCACUGGGUAGAAGGAAAUACUUGGACCUUUUGUUCGGAGAUUCCUGUAUCUACUUUCAGCCGCAUUUUAUGAAAGAGACUUGUCUUUCAGACAUCGCUUCAUCCAUCAAGCGUUUCACUGAAGAACUCCCCGCUACCUUUGGUGGAUAUCAAAAUAAAUGGCGCCAUCUAGAUGGAAAAGUUAUCGAAAGGUUGGAUUAUCUCUCUGACUUAUUUGAUACACCAUCUCUAAGCUGCAAACCGAAUAUGAAACGCCAUGUCAACUUACUAACUACAGCAAUACAACCUGAGAUAUUAGGACCAGUUUCACGGUCAAAGUUAAUCCAGCUGAAAAGGAAGUCAUUGCAGCAUGAACAGCCUUGUUACAAACAUCGGCAGCAACAUCGUCAAAAGGGAAGUAUCUCGAAACAAACAAAACGUUUAACAUAUCAUAGUGAAAAACUAAACGAUUCUAGUAAUCCGCUUGGAAGACAAAUAAGUUUGGCUGGAAAUCAAUAUUUGGAUGAAAAUUCGGAUAGAUAUGAAGAAGCAGAAGAAUUAUAUAAAUGGAGUCAAUGCCUUCCUCAAUUGUAGCUUUCAGUUUUAGUAAUUAUUAUUAACAUUUUUUUUUGAAUAACUGUAAUGACUAAUAUGAAUGAAUAUUAUGGAAUUAAAUUAUAAAACUACACUUACAAUGUUUCGAAAUUUUCAAUAAAUUUAUUGCAGGUGCACUCAUAUGCCUAUUUGCAUGAUAUCUGAAUUAGUGCUGCUCAUACAUGAAAUGGGUUU